AUGCCUCCUUGGGAAGGGCCUGAAGCCGGCGUGAAUGAUGAAUUUGUGUAUGCUAUCCAGCUGCAGGAUGUGUGGGGGUUUGUUCACCAGCUGCUAGGGUUCGAUGAGCAGGCCGUCCUUGUGCAAGUCGGCAUGUUUGUGCAGCCUGGCCAUAUCCUGGGAUACGCGCCCGUUGAGCCUGUGAGGAGCCUGCCUCCCAGCACGCAGCCUCCCGCGGACCCGCCUCAGCGAUACAAGGAAGAGGGCUUUGAGCCGUUCCCAUUUCGAUUCCGCAAGCUUGAAAUUCGCGUGGCACGCCCACCCUUUGCCUGGCGUGGCACCCUGCAUGGUCCGAAUGCAGACGGAUGGAUGUACUUGCACCCACAGCUCGUAUACCAUCCGGGACGAGGACGCCCCUCGCAGAUGGCUCCGCUGUAUCAACCGAAUCCGAUGAAAUACGCCCAUGUGGACAAGAUCAAGCCAACCUCCCUUGUUAUGUAUCCGAUGACAUUGGCGCCACCGCUGCCCACAGAUGUUGAGCUGUUUGUUAGCUUCUCUACAUUUAUGGAGUCGCCAGGAGAUUUGGACGAUGCUAUGGACCCUAUCACGCUAUAUUCACUAGAGUGGGCCAUCGUACCGGAUGAAAAUGCGACUCAAUCUCUUUGUACAGACUCGCGUGUGUACUGGCGCCGCUCCUUUGAACACAGCAAACUCGAGCGCCGCGCUGGACGCCUGGACGACCCUGACUUUUUUUUGACGAGAAGGUGCGAAGCAUUGUUUAUGCUGUAA
Molecule: messenger RNA, 768 nt
Organism: Malassezia sympodialis ATCC 42132
Lineage: Eukaryota; Fungi; Basidiomycota; Malasseziomycetes; Malasseziales; Malasseziaceae
Exons: 2
Coding region: 1-768 (255 amino acids)
Source: RefSeq, a predicted model, not a curated record